Molecule: messenger RNA, 1956 nt
Organism: Heterobilharzia americana
Lineage: Eukaryota; Metazoa; Platyhelminthes; Trematoda; Strigeidida; Schistosomatidae
Source: the annotation of a GenBank genome assembly
ACAAAUGUAACCAAGACAAUUACAAAUAACAGCUGAUUUCUGCAAUAGGUAACUAUAUGAAUUCGUGAGUGGAUUCUUGUCAAUCCGUAAGAUUUUUUAAUGGAAGUUGUACCACGCUUUGAAUAUGAAGUCAUUAUUCCACCGGAAGGUGGUUUUGUUUCAUUUGAACCUAAUGCAUAUUCUCCGCGUAAUAACUGCUCACGAAUAAAUGACAAUCAUUUCAACAGACAUUUAGUUGAGAACAGUUCACUUCACGUCCAUGAUUUGAAACCGCCUGAAAAUGUUAACGAAAAUACAGAUCUUACAGUCUUAAAUGAGGAUGCUGUGUUUUCUCAGUUUUCUCCUGUUUACCGAGCUCAUUUACAAGGCUUCGAAGAAGUACAAAAAUGCAAUGCAAGCUUUCAUUAUCAUUGUCUUCCAAUACAACUGAAGUUUCUCCAUUCGCUACAGAAUUACACAAUAAUAAGACAAAUCGGUCUUGGGCAGUUUAGUAGUGUUUACCGAGCAGUGUGCAACCAACCCUAUGGUCUUAAUGUAGCUUUAAAAGUUAUAAAGAUAUUUGAAAUGGUUGAUGCUAAAGCACGUAAAGACUGCAUAAAAGAGAUAGAUUUAUUGAAAAAAUUAGAUCAUCCGAAUGUUAUACGUUAUCUGGCAUCAUUUGUCGAAAACAAUGAAUUAGUUAUCGUUUUAGAACUUGCAGAUGCGGGAGAUCUAUCAUAUAUGAUAAAGCAUUUUAGAAAGAAAAAGCGAUUAAUUCCUGAGAAAACUAUUUGGAAGUAUUUUGUUCAAAUCAGCAGUGGCUUGAAUCAUAUGCAUUCAAAACGUAUUAUGCAUAGAGAUAUAAAACCUGCUAAUGUGUUUAUCAAUGCUAAAGGUCAAGUGAAACUAGGAGAUCUUGGAUUGGGUCGAUAUUUCAGCCCAAAGACUAUAGCAGCUCAUUCUUUAGUCGGUACACCUUAUUACAUGUCACCAGAAAGAAUACGUGAACAAGGUUAUGAUUUUGCUUCCGAUAUCUGGUCACUUGGUUGCUUACUCUACGAAAUGGCAGCAUUACAAUCUCCUUUCUAUGGGGAAAAAAUGAAUUUAUUUCGUCUUUGCCAAAAAAUUGAACAUGGUGAUUAUGCACCAUUGCCAAAAGAAAUUUAUUCAGCUGAACUUCGUGAAUUAAUCGGUAUUUGUAUACAAAAAGAACCAUCGAAUAGACCCACUAUUAUACAUGUUUAUAAUAUAGCCAAGCAAAUGCAUGAACUUCUUAAUGGAAAGCUUUCAAACGCUUCUUCUUCUUCUUCUUCUUCUACCGCUAAACUUGAUUCCACACCAUCUUCUGCUAUUGUGACGUCUUUUUCAUCUUCAUGCUCAUCAACAUGUAGUAAAGAUAUUAAAGAAGAAAAUCAUAUCGGUAAUUUAAUAACUUACAAAUAAAUAGUUAGAUUUACAGUCAUUUGGAAAUUUAAUGACUUAAAAAUAUUCAUAAAGAAAGUUGUUAAAGCACCAUUUAAAGAUUAAAAGUUAGACGUAUUUGUUUAUUUGUAGUUCAAGGUUCAAUUAUAUUCUAUAGUUAUUUUUGAAUCAUAUAGUUAAUAUCAUUGAAUUAAGUUAUGUACUGAUUAGCUUAUUUAAGAUAUUCAUUAUAUCCUAUCAUUUGUUUGUAUAAUCUUAGAUUGAAAAUGUAUCAAUUUCUUCACAAUUCUAUUAUAUUCACUCAAUAAUCUAUACUAAAAUUAAACAUUAUAGACUGUUCACAUUGAUAUCAUGAAUCUCUACAUGAUGAAUUAUUUUCCUUCGGAUCAUAAUCAUAUCACAGAAAUUUAAAAGAAAAACACUUUCAAUGAAUAAAUCUUCAUUAUUUUUCAAUAUUUAACUGUAAAAUUGGUCAGAUUUGAUUAAUUGACUGCUGAUAACAAAUUCUGCUGAUACCAAAAACUAUUUUUACUUUCCUUUGUUUUGUUAAAACAC